Messenger RNA from Spirodela intermedia, 4272 nucleotides. Lineage: Eukaryota; Viridiplantae; Streptophyta; Magnoliopsida; Alismatales; Araceae. The record is from the annotation of a GenBank genome assembly.
AUGGUGACUCUGGUGGUGGCGACGACAGCAGACCCAGCGUCGGUGGGGCCGGCGUCGGCGCUGCUGGCCAUGCCAGGGUGGCACCUAGGGCCUUCCCUGGAGGUGAGCGGCGCCGCCUCUGGGUCGAUCGUCGUCGGCAACGGCAGCGGCGGCUUGAUUCGUGGACUUAUGAAGUUUGUUCGAUGGGUGAACAGGGGGGAGAGGGCGGCAUGGCGAGCUACACAAAGGGCGGGGUGAGGCUGCUGCAGCACGGGAACAGCAUCGUGGCGGAAGACGAUCUGGACCGCCGCUGGGAGGAGGCCAUGGGAGAGAAAGUGGAGGAGGUUAUCUUCCUCAGCAGGCACGCCGCCGUCACCAACCGGCCCGCGCUCACCGUCCACCCCAUCGGUGAGGGUUCCUCGGUCGGUGUUCCUCCCUCCUCUCCUUUUCCGGUUCGGCUCUGCCUGAUUCGGUCGUUUUCUCUUCCAUGCACAAGGUGUCCCACAUUUGCGGGAGGACGAAGUUCCCCUCCAGGGCGGGCGGCCUGGGUGGGCAAGUCUGCCGAAUCCCAGGAUGGGUCCAUGGAUUAGGCUGCUGAAGAGGAUCGCCGACGCUCACGGCCUCACCCCGGAGUUUGAGGUAUGCAUUAUGACGAGCGAGAUCAUUCUCUGAAAAAUUCGAAAGUCGUUCAUUGAAAAUGCCUAUCAGUUGAGUUCUUUCUCUUCCUCUGGGACAGCUAGUAUCUUACGAGUAAGAAUGCUCUUUGGACGGGAAGGUUUUGUUAAGAUGUGAGGCGUUGACCUAGUGGUGUUCUUGCCGGGGCCUGUGAGGGGAGAUUGGAAAAAAAAAAUUCCGUUGAUUGCCUUUUGAACAGAUGAAAAUUUUAUGAGCAUCUGUGGAGGACUUUCUCCGCGAGUUGAGUUCGGCGGGCAGUGAUGUAGAUUAGAGAACCGCUUGGAUGUUUCCUUUCCAGUUCUCUUGGGUGCAGAUUUUCGAUCAUUAACCCUCAACCCUACCCUGAAUCACAUCAUGUCGGUGUGGCUGAAUCCCAAUAAAUUAUUUACGCUGAUGUCAAUCCUAUGUACCAUGCCCCAGAAUAUGUUCGAUUUCCGAAUUCUAAAACUUGAGUCCUUCAAUUGUCCUUCCUGUUACGAAAUUUCUUCUUUCGUACUGUGUUCUGGGAGUGCAGUUUACUAUCAUUCUCUAUUAUGUUUGAAAUUUUUGGGUUGUAUUGUUUCUCCAGAAAGUAUGGUUUUUCUGCAAUCUCUUAAAUUGUAUCUGAUGUAAACAGGUUACCUUGGAGGCGACUCAUCAUGGUCCUGUGGUGAAUACACCAACAAUGUUCGUUGAGAUCGGUAAUUAUUUUCUUUGUCAUCUCAUUGACAAAGCUACUGGGCAUUUGAUUUUUGCUUCUUGCGGGUUUUUUGUAUUGCUUGAGAUGGGUAAUAAUGAACCAUAUCUAUCACAAGUUUCUAACUAAAUUCGGCUAUGUUUAUUGAAUUUUGAUCAAAAUUUGUUCGACUUCAGGCAUGCCUUUUGUUUUCUCCAUCACCAGAAGAAGAUUUUAAUAUAUCAUCUUGCGUUUGUUCGAUUUGAAACAACAGAAUUAUGUCUCUGCAUUAUAAAUGGGAUUUGAUGUCAGGGUGAAAAAAAUAUUGUCAGAACCUUGAUGUCUAGUCUUCCGGAUUCUAAGCUGAACCGAGCCUAGUUAGAUGUGUUUUAUCCAUAUAGUGCCAGAUAUGUAACUCGAAUUCAUUCCUUCCUUUUCUAGGAAGCACUGAAGAAUACUGGGGGAGGCAAGAUGCUGCUCAAGUCAUUGCUCUAGUUCAGUAUCUUUUGAAGUGUGUAGCUUUAUUUUGUUUGAUUACUCAGAUGGGAUUGUAUUUACUGCCUGCUUGCAUCAAAAUUCUUCUUUUUUGAUUUCAUUCCGGGCUUGGGAAUGCUAUUUAUUUAUUUCCUGUGUCACUACUACCUGUCCCUGAAGGAUGGCUGAACAAAUUAUGAGCACAGAAUUCAUGUCAGCGUUAUUGGAUUGAGCACAUUGGAGGAAAAUAAGUAUUUAUAUUUUUUUCAACUCUAAAAAAUUGUGUUGAGCGUUCAUAGUUUUCUGUGAGGACAUUUGUACUUUUAUUUUAAAAAACUCGUAUGAGCAUGUGUUAAAAGCCUGAAAAAAUGAUGCAUGAGGGAUUUAUAGUGACUUACUUUGUGAUUGCACCCAAUCCGGAAUUAAUUUUGAUGCUCAACCUUUCUGGGGUAAUAUGCAAAAAGGAGUUCUGAAUGCUAUAUGAAAAUGUGGAGAUGAAUCUCGUUAGAUGGAUAAACUGGCAAAGAAAUUGGAGAUCUGUUUUUUCUUUUUUAAAAUUUUAGGUUUUCUCUGUUGAAAAAUAUUUCCGUUUUUCAAACCAAAGAUGAGUUUCAGAUUGUAAGAAAAUAAGAGGAAAAAUAAUAUCUUCAUCAUCCACGAUCUGACGUCCAAUUUGCAAGUAUAUAUGUGUAUGCCUUAAAAACCAUCUAUUUUGAAUACCUUAUUCAAAAGAAGAAAAGAAAAGAAAAAUAUGGUUCCAUUUCUCUGAAGAGAGUCUGUCCCAUUUGAUUACCAUUCCGUGCGAAAAUUCUUUCAACUAAUUCAAUACCUUCUGUCUGUUCCUCAUUUUUCACCUGUACAUAAUUAUUCUCUUCGUAAACUUACACUUAUGUUCUUGACAGUUGUUGUGGGAAGGGCUUGGGCUUGAUGGAGGUGGUGGCCUUGGACAUUGGGACAGGUACAGAGAAGCUCUGCUCAACUAAUCGAUGCGUCAAGCAAUACCCGAGGAAAUCAUUGUUUACAUGCUCAUAAACAGUGCUCUAAAGCUUAUAACUUGCCUGUUUUCAACAUUUUUGGAGCUGAUAAGCUAAAGAUAGACAUAUAUUAAGAAAUAGGCCUGGGAAAAAAAAAAUCAUUAUCCAAAAACCUACAGAUCAGAUUUUUUUUAGUAUUCUUAAGUCAAAUUUAUUGCUCAUUUUUUAUAAUAUUUUUGAACAUGUGGCAAAUUUAAACAGAUCCGUUUAGAUCGUUCCAUGAAAACAAAUUAUUUCCAUGAUCUCAAACCGUUAGCUCAGAUUAUUAUUUUUUAAACCCAUGAGACAUUUUUUGUCUUGAUUGCAUUAAUGCAUAAAGUUUAUCUCCUCGUAUUUAUUUUUCUCUCUGUUUACACCCAAAUCCACUUAUUUUUUCAGCGGUGGUGGUGGUGAAACGAGCAGGGUCCUUCUUGGGUUAGGUGGAGGACACUACGUGCCUCGUCACAUGGACAUCGUCGCGUAAGCCAUACUUAUCCGAUUGCCAUUGCCAAUUAUUUCACUCUAUCAUUUCUCCGUUUUUUAUUUUUAAUUCAAUAAAAAUAAAAAAGUCACAGGCAUCAGAGCUCUUCGAUAAAAAUUUCUCUUCUUUUAAUUUACCAUCUUUUUUCAGUUCUUAAAAAUAUUCAAAACCCCUGUUCUAAAAUUACUUGCCACCCUAAAAUAUUCUGAGUUUAUUAUAACGGAGAAUUAAAUCGUUUCCAGCUACUCAUUCAGGGUAUAUGAAACUCUGUGACCGUUUUCUUCACUCCUCCAUUCAUUUCCUAUAAAUAGUAAUAUCUUCUAUCCUGAUGUAGACAUAAAUAGCAAAGAACCCCAAAGAUCCUCUCCACAGCUGCUGCUAAUAAUUUUCCUCGCACAAUUCAAUCUCUCAUGGGGGGUUUUUUUUCUUUUCUUUUUUCUUGCAUCCGAAUAAAAAUAUUUUUAAAAAAAAUUAAAAAAACACAGGAAGGAGGGCGUGUGGGUGGGGCACAUGCUCUCCGGCUACUCUCUACCCAUGGAGGAUCCCAGCAGCCGCAGAAAGAAAGAAGGGGACGGCAGCAGCAACAGAAACAGCAACAGAAGUGCUGUGGAUGAUGGAAUAGGCGGCACAUGGAAAGAAGCCAUCACGACUUCAUUCGCGGCCACGAAGGCUGCCUUCCCCGGCGGCCAAAUCAUCGCUCAUUUGGAUCACAAGUAAGCAAACCCAACCCCAAAUCUCCAAGAUUACAUACAUAAAUAUAUUACACUAGAUUACAUUACCUAUAUUAAAUAUAAAUAUAAAUAUCUAUAUUAAGCUGCAUCACAAUAUAUUUAUAUAUACGGGAGCGUGACGUGGAGGAAGGAGGAAGGAUGGUCCGCUUACGUGGGGUGGGGAAUAUCCGCAGGUCUUUUAAAGGCUGGCAGAAGAACGCCAUUACGAGCUUCCUGGCAGAGCAGAACAUCAGAGUUGGAAAACCGGCGGAUUUCUUCUCAUAA